Halichondria panicea is the source of this 2472-nucleotide messenger RNA. RefSeq names its product soluble scavenger receptor cysteine-rich domain-containing protein SSC5D-like. NCBI's taxonomy places the organism in Eukaryota, Metazoa, Porifera, Demospongiae, Suberitida, Halichondriidae. The record is from RefSeq and is a predicted model, not a curated record. The transcript is spliced from 9 exons. Gene Ontology annotation, cellular component: membrane. Bases 1 to 1575 code for a protein of 524 amino acids.
AUGAAUGCCGAUAUGCCCAAAUGGAGAUCUGAGGCUGGUAGACAGGUCAGGCCGAACAGGAGGCUCCUCUGGCAGACUGGAGACAAUGGACAAUGGGGGACAGUGUGUGAUGACCUCUUCAGUCCAAAUGAUGCAGUGGUGGCUUGUCGUCAACUAGGGUUCUCAAACUACACUCGAUACGGAACAGUUGGAAGGCUAGGUUUCUCUGAAGCUUCAUCAUUCACUCGAACAUGGCUGGACAAUCUUGGUUGUCGAGGAACUGAGAGCAGACUCGUUAAUUGCCCUGCCCACCCUAUCGGAGUUGAAGAUUGCACCCAUUCAGAAGACGUGGCCUUGUUCUGUGCUGCUAGCACUGCAAGCCCAAAUGGAGACCUGAGGCUGGUAAGCAACUCAGGCCGAACAGGAGGCUCCUCUGGCAGACUGGAGUUCUAUUACAGUAGACAAUGGGGGACAGUGUGUGAUGACCUCUUCAGUCCAGAUGAUGCAGUGGUGGCUUGUCGUCAACUAGGGUUCUCAAACUACACUCAAUAUGGAACAGUUGGAAGGCUAGGUUUCUCUGAAGCUUCAUCAUUCACUCAGACAUGGCUGGACAAGCUUCGUUGUCGAGGAACUGAGAGCAGACUCAUUAAUUGCCCUGCUAACACUAUCGGAGUUGAAGAUUGCACCCAUUCAGAAGACGUGGCCUUGUCCUGUGCUGCAAGCACUGCAAGUCCAAAUGGAGACCUGAGGCUGGUAGACAGGUCAGGCCGAACAGGAGGCUCCUCUGGUAGACUGGAGGUCUAUUACAAUGGACAAUGGGGGACAGUGUGUAAUGACAGCUUUGGUGUAAAUGAUGCAAGAGUGGCUUGUUGUCAACUAGGGUUCUCAACCUACACUCGAUAUGGAAAUGUUGAAACACUAGGAUUCUUCCAAGCUUCAUCAUCCACUCGGACAUGGUUAGACGAGCUUCGUUGUCGAGGAUCUGAGAGCAGACUCAUUAAUUGUCCUGCUAACACUAUUGGAGUUGAAGAUUGCUCCCAUUCACAAGAUGUGGCCUUGGUCUGCACUGGAUCAACUACAUCAGCCCAGGUUUGGAUUUUUCUUGGAGUAGUUUUGGGUACAAUAACUACAGCCUUCAUAAUCAUCAGCGCGACUGUAAUUUUCAACUUCUUAAGACGUCGCCUGCAUCCACCCCCAACGAGGAAUCCACUAGAUCAUACUACGUCGACACAUAAUAAAGCCUACUCCAUGAACCAAAGAUCCUCAAACUCGAAUCAAGCCCCCCCUCAAAAUGUUCAUGGGGCUCAACCAACUGGACAAUACGCCUCCUCCCUAUACCGCACAUCCUACCCUCAGCAACCCCCAGCUCCUUAUUCCCUUGGAGAACUGCCCUCAGCUCCUUAUUCCACUGAAGAACCUCCCUCAGCUCUGUACCCCACUGAAGAACCUCCCUCAGCUCCUUAUUCCACUGAAGAACCUCCCUCAGCUCUGUACCCCACUGAAGAACCUCCCUCAGCUCAGUACCCCACUGAAGAACCACCCCCUGCACUGUAUUUUUCUGGCGGAGAAGCCGCCCCUUCACCAUAUCCGGGCUAAAUAUGGGUAUACUUUGAUGUCUCAUAAUUAUUAUAGCUCAAUUUCUUAGCUCAAUAUUAUCUUUUAUAUACAAUCACAAAACUGCCUAUUAUAAUCCAUACAUGCUUGCAUGGUAUUUGGCCAGAAACUAUCAUUUCCCAAAUAUGAACUUUGAGCUGGGACACUGUUUGUGAUAUAGAUAAUUAUAUAAAAAAAUUAUGUUUUCAGACAAUCAUAAGCUAUAAUUAUAGAUUGGCUAAUUAUUUUUGGACUUAGUGCUUUCACUUUCUAUAGAUACACUUUACAUGAGCCCAGUACCAAUUUAGUACAUGUAUACAAUGUUGGAUCAUGAAUAACAUUAAUAUUGGGAUGCGUCAUCACUAAUAAACCACACACACCAAAAAAAUUAUGAUGCCAGAGGUCAAUAAUACAAUUCAAGGGUCAAAUACAUGAGGGAGUUGUGCACAUUUGAGGCCAGUAACGUAACUUUAUGGUAAAACCUCAAUAAAGGGGACACCUCCGAAUAACAGACAAACCUCCUGACCAACUUGUGAGGUUCCAACUGUACCUUGCUAUGGCCAUGCGCACUGAGGCAUAAUAAAUGGUUGUAAGUAGCUACAAUCGUCAUGUUAGCCGCCACCGUAUACAGUCAGUAGCCUACUAGCAUUAUCUAAGUUAUUUGCAGCAAGACCAAAUUAUAUAGGUCACAGUUUGUUAUUAUAGUAAAGGGUGAAAUUGGGACUAACAAACUGACUGACAACAUGAGUGUGCAUGCAGGGGACUAACCCAACAGGAUACAAACAGGACAUGGAAGAAGAUACUAUAAAGGGUAAUCACACUAUACACACAAGCAUGCCCAAGUACUCUUGAUACAAGUGUAAUAAGGAUAAAGGUUAAUGACCUAACAUCAACACAUCC